CAAGUCUUCGGGUUUGUCGUCUAAAACUGAAAUCUGAUUUUGUGAUUCUGAUGGACAUGUUGGUCAACACUGCUCAACGCAGGUAGUAGUGAGUUUCAUUCAGUUCACGAUAAACAAACAAACAAACAAACACACGAGAGAUCCAAACAAACAAACAAACAACUCGAAAUGAGUUCGAGUUCGAGAAGCAGCAGCAGAACCUACUCUGCUAAUCCCAGCGAUUACAACCUUCUAGAAGAGGUCGGUUACGGUGCAAGCGCCACCGUGUACCGCGCAAUCUACCUUCCUCGGAACGAAGAGGUGGCGGUUAAGUGUCUGGAUCUGGAUCGCUGCAACAGCAAUCUCGAUGACAUAAGGAGAGAGGCUCAAACCAUGAGCUUAAUUGACCAUCCUAACGUUGUGAGGUCUUAUUGUUCCUUCGUUGUUGAACGAAACCUUUGGGUUGUGAUGGCUUUCAUGGCUCAGGGUUCUUGUUUGCACCUCAUGAAAUCUUCGUAUCCUGAUGGUUUCGAAGAAGACGCAAUCGGAUCUAUCCUUAAGGAAACUCUCAAGGCCUUGGAGUACCUUCAUCGACAGGGUCACAUUCAUCGCGAUGUUAAGGCUGGGAAUAUUUUACUCGAUUCUAACGGCGAAGUCAAACUCGCUGACUUCGGUGUUUCCGCUUGCAUGUUUGAUGCCGGUGAUCGACAACGUUCUAGAAACACUUUCGUCGGAACUCCUUGCUGGAUGGCACCUGAGGUACUGCAACCUGGAACUGGUUAUAAUUUCAAGGCUGAUAUUUGGUCUUUUGGAAUUACGGCACUGGAGUUGGCUCAUGGUCAUGCACCUUUCUCAAAAUACCCUCCGAUGAAGGUUCUUCUAAUGACCAUACAGAAUGCUCCUCCAGGGCUUGAUUAUGAUCGUGAUAGAAAGUUCUCCAAGUCUUUUAAGGAAAUGGUUGCUAUGUGCCUGGUAAAAGAUCAAACAAAGAGGCCAUCCGUGGAGAAGUUGCUGAAACAUUCUUUCUUCAAACAAGCUAAGCCUCCUGAGCUUUCUGUGAAGAAAUUAUUUGCUGAUUUACCACCUCUUUGGCAUCGUGUAAAAAACCUCCAGAUUAAAGAUGCAGCUCAACUAGCACUAAAGAAAAUGCCUUCUGCAGAACAAGAAGCAAUAUCUCAGAGUGAAUAUCAACGAGGAGUUAGUGCGUGGAACUUUGAUAUUAAUGAUUUGAAAGCUCAAGCUUCAUUGGUGCAGGAUGAUGAUGAUAUUGCAGAGAUGAGGGAAGAAGAUGAAAACAAAUUCUUCAGCUCUUACAAGGAUACUACUGAUUCUCAGUUUAGUGUGGGCAAAAAGUAUUCAGAUAACCUACAACAAGAUGAGUUCACGUUACAAGUAGGUGGUAAUGACAUACCACAGAAUGAGAAGAGAAAUGGAUUAAUUGCUGAGGCAACGCCAUCUAUCUCAGAGAAGGAUAUGGGAAUAAGCAGGGUUAAAACUCAAUCAUUGAAAACUUGUAAAACCCAAAGUGGGCCACUGGUGCCAGGUGCAGUGCUUGGUCAUUCUAUACCAGACAGAGGGCGUGCGUUUGAAAGGUUUGAGAAUGAAAAUCAGUUAUCAAAUGAGAAAAGUAAUGUACGACGAGCUCCAAGCUUUAGUGGUCCAUUGAUGCUUCCAAACCGAGCUUCGGCAAAUAGUUUAUCAGCUCCAAUAAAAUCUUCUGGAGGAUUCAGAGAUUCCUUGGAUGAUAAGUCUAAAGCUAAUCUAGUUCAAAUUAAAGGACGAUUCUCAGUGACGUCAGAAAAUUUAGAUCUGGUGAAGGAUAUUCCUGUAAGUUCAGUUUCACGCCGAUCUUCACAGGAAUCGGCACUGAGGAAAUCUGCCAGUGUUGGCGAUUGGAUGUUGGAUUUCAAACAAAUGCCAAUUGGUCAGUCCUCCAAUGAUUCUGCCAAUAUCAAUAUACCAGCAUCACUUCUUGUGCCUCACCUUCACAAUCUUUUCCAGCAGACAUCUAUUCAACAGGAUCUUAUAAUGAAUCUGUUGAAUAGCUUGCAAACUGCUGAGGCAAUUGAUGCUUCUCAGAAUGGAAAGUUGCCACCAUUACCUCGCAGUUCAGAGAACAAUGGAAGUGUUGAUACAGCAGCUUCAGAGAGGGAACAGCUUCUGCUGCUAAAAAUUUCAGAACUUCAAUCUCGGAUGAUCAAUUUGACUGAUGAACUGACUUCUGAGAAGUUAAAAUACACGCAGUUGCAACAACAGCUAGCUGCUCACUACAGCCAGGAACAAAAUGGGGAAAGAGAGGAAGUUGCAUGAAAGCUUAUAAAUUAUGAUCUUCUUAAGUGAAGUACAUGUACAUCCAGGCGAAUGAUAAGUCAUUUGAACUCCAUUCUUUCUCUCUGCUGAAGGAGAACUACUUUUUGGAUGUUAAUAGUCCUUGAUAAGAGUCAUAUAUCUUCUCUUAUCCACCCUUCCUUGUCUUCAAUAAGCCUCUGUGACCAUCUAAAGCCCUGCAAGUGCAAAUGAGCAAAAUGAUCAUCUAUCAAGGUUAAUCUCAUUAUUUAUUUCAUUCAAGAUUCAGAUGUAAAUGAGCUUCUCCGCUGUAUCAUACUGCAACCUGUUCCAUUUUCAGAUUAAUUAGGAAUUCUCGUGAUAACUUAUAAGUUAUGGGGACAUGACCCCGGGGGAAAAAUAAUAUCCCCAUAUAUUGAACCGUCUUUAUUAUUAUUACUAUAUCGGAUUUGAGCUUUGUAUAGUUUUGUUGUAUUCUAACAACUGAAUAAUAAGUUGUAUACCAAAUGAGUCAAGGUAGUGAAA
Messenger RNA from Gastrolobium bilobum, 2790 nucleotides. Its product is annotated as serine/threonine-protein kinase BLUS1-like. The coding region runs from base 169 to 2289 and encodes 706 amino acids. The transcript is spliced from 19 exons. The record is from RefSeq and is a predicted model, not a curated record. Gene Ontology annotation, biological process: protein phosphorylation. Gene Ontology annotation, molecular function: protein serine/threonine kinase activator activity; ATP binding; protein kinase activity. Lineage: Eukaryota; Viridiplantae; Streptophyta; Magnoliopsida; Fabales; Fabaceae.